Humulus lupulus (European hop) is the source of this 915-nucleotide messenger RNA. RefSeq lists its product as uncharacterized. Bases 1 to 915 code for a protein of 304 amino acids. Gene Ontology annotation, molecular function: zinc ion binding. NCBI's taxonomy places the organism in Eukaryota, Viridiplantae, Streptophyta, Magnoliopsida, Rosales, Cannabaceae. The record is from RefSeq and is a predicted model, not a curated record. The transcript is spliced from 5 exons.
AUGAAGCAGAACUUUGAGUUUGUCAUGAAAAAAUCAGUUGCAUUGGAUGUGAACAACCAUUUGUAUUCAGUUGCUUUUGGGAUUGUUGAUAGCGAAAAUCAUGAAUCUUGGAUGUAUUUCAUAUCAAAGUUGAAAGAAGCACUUCGAGAAGUUGAGAACUUGGCUUUUGUAUCUGAUAGGCAUGCAAAAAGAUCACUGCAUCAAGAGAUGUGGAUGGCGACAUACGCUUUUAGAAAGUCAGAGUUUUCCCAUCAUUUUGAGAAGAUAAAGGCAAAAUACCCAACUAUAGCUCAAUAUUUAGAAGGCAUUGGUUUCGAUAGGUACAAUAUAAUGACAAGUAAUUAUGCCAAAAGCUUUAACAACAAGACUAGGGAUGCACGGAGCUACCCAAUAACUACAUUUGUGGAAGAAACUAGCGAGAAGAGUACCGCUGUUCUAGCAUUGACAUAUGAGGCCGACUUAGUUGCAAUGGCAGAAAAAGCCCGAUUAUGUAUACCUUAUGCUAUGGGGCAACAUGAGUUUCUUGUGUUGGAUGGUAAGCACAAUGGGGAGGUGGAUUUAAUAAAUAAGACCUAUACAUGUGGUGUAUUUCACAUAAUUGGUAUUCCAUAUCGUCACGCAUUAUGUGCAUCGUUAAAAAGUAAUGUGAACAUAUACUCCAUGGAAUCUGAGUAUUACAAGAAAGAGUCAUGGAGAGCCUCUUAUGUUGAAAAUAUAUACCCUUGUGGUAAUGAGGACGACUGGGUUGUCCCAGAUGACAUCAAGUGCAUGACAGUAAGAACACUAGUUGAGAAAAAUCUUAUCGGCCGCCCAAAGAAGAUAAAACAAGGAAGGCCUAAGAAGAAAUGUCAUCCCCCUUGGAGAACGAUUGGUGAUCGAGCAAAAAUGCAGCACCUAUGGUGGUCGUUGUCAUAA